AUUAAAUUAAAAAAUGAAAACUAGUAAUUGAAGGGAAAAAAAAGGGCCCAAGAGCGAACUCCCUCCCACCACCCCCAAUCCUCAGCAACCCCAAACCAGACGGCCACCAAAACUCCCACCCACCCAUCCAGCCGGCAGCAAUCCCCUCUCCUUCUCACCGCCGGCAAAGCAUUUGCCUCCUUUUCUCUACCUCUGUCCCCCCUUCUCUCUCUCUCUCUCUCUGCUUCCCUCUCGAUCUCACUCUCUUUCAAAGAAGAAGAGCAGGGGAAGAAUAUAGAUCUUGAUCCAAAUCUCUCUGCAGCCUGCAACUGACGAGGAUUUUUGUUAUCUGAGACAUGGAUAGGGACCUCCCCAAUAUAAAGAGAUGGGUUGUGAUAUAUCCUGUUUAUAUUAAUUCAAAGAAAACCGUAGCUGAAGGGAGACGAAUAAGUGUCGAGAAAGCGUGUGAGAGUCCUACUUGCGCUGAAAUCGGUGAUUGCUGCAGCCAUUUCAAGCUCCCAUUUGCAAUUGAGAUAGAUAAGGCUUAUCCGCGGGAUUUUAUGCAAAUAGGGAGAGUGAGGGUCUUGCUGAAAAGGGAAGAUGGAACUCCAUUUAAUCCAGCCAUUACAACCAGGAAACAGCUGAUGCUUAAAGUUGCCGAGUUGGUUCCUAGACAUCCUGGCAGGACUAAGAAGCAGGAGCCUGCUGCAUCCGCAUCAACUGCUGGACCAUCCAAAUCUGGGAAACAUGGAAAGAAAAAGAGAUAGCUCCAGAGUCUCACAAAUCACUCAUAACUUUCCCUUUGACAUUAAACUCUACUGGAAUGCAAAGGCUCCCAUUUAGCAGGAUCCUAAUUUUCAAUCAGUCGAAACUCAAUGCCAGUUUAGACAUUAUACCUUGGUUAUGGUUGAAAUUACAUACACAACAUAAACCAACAUAUGUGUAGAGGAUGAUUUAUUUGGUUUGGUUUAACAUUUCCUUCUUUUGGGAAAUUUGGAGAUA
Prunus mume (Japanese apricot) is the source of this 981-nucleotide messenger RNA. Its product is annotated as signal recognition particle 19 kDa protein, putative / SRP19. Gene Ontology annotation, molecular function: 7S RNA binding. The record is from RefSeq and is a predicted model, not a curated record. Gene Ontology annotation, cellular component: signal recognition particle, endoplasmic reticulum targeting. Gene Ontology annotation, biological process: SRP-dependent cotranslational protein targeting to membrane; SRP-dependent cotranslational protein targeting to membrane, signal sequence recognition. NCBI's taxonomy places the organism in Eukaryota, Viridiplantae, Streptophyta, Magnoliopsida, Rosales, Rosaceae.